This is a messenger RNA of Coccidioides posadasii C735 delta SOWgp, 402 nucleotides long. The record is from RefSeq and is a predicted model, not a curated record. NCBI's taxonomy places the organism in Eukaryota, Fungi, Ascomycota, Eurotiomycetes, Onygenales, Onygenaceae.
AUGAAGCUUGUUCUUGACAUCAGUAUUAUGACUGGAUUGAACUAUUUUGAUCUGAUUGAUGUGUCUGAUUGCUCUGUCUCUGCUGCCCCUGUCUCUGCUGUUACUAUCUGCUGUCUGUAUUCUGCUCCCACCUCACUAACUACUUCUGCUGCUGCUCCACCAUCACUGUCACUACCCACCACUACCUCUCUGUCUUUCUCUGGUACUGACAGGGUCUCUGCCUGUCAAAUGGUGGGUAUUAGAGCCCCUGUCUGGUUCACAAAGCUGGUUCUGGAGGAGCAGGAAGAGAAGAAGAAGAAGAAGAAAGAGAAGAAGAAAGAGAAAGAGAAUAAUAACAAUAAUAAGAAUGAUGAUAAUGAUAAGAAUGAUAAUAAUGAUGAGAAUGAUGAACUUGCUAUUUAG